AUGUCUCCCCAUAGCACAAGAGACAUCAGCACCGAAAACGCCAACGGGGCCGAGGGCUCGCAAACCAAUGGCACCCAAGCCCAGGGCAGCAUUCCGGCAGUGGAACAGGGCGAUGGAGCCUCAACAGUCGUCGAGACGGACUUUCUUGUUGUCGGAUGUGGUCCAGCAGGCGCAUCCUUAGCUUGUUUCCUGGCCUCGCAUGGACUUACCGGAAUCAUGAUCGGUGCCGCGCCGGGCACUGCCAAUACUCCACGCGCACACAUCACCAAUAUGGCCGCGGUCGAAUGCCUUCGAGACAUCGGACUCGAGCGAGACGUCAAGCAGGUUGCGUCCACGGGACACUGCAUGAUCCAUACCAGGUGGUGUCACAGCAUGGCCGGUGCCGAGUAUGCGCGGCUUUAUUCCUGGGGAAACGAUCCGAUGAGGAAGGGGGACUACGAACUUGCGAGUCCAUGCGAGCCUGCCGACAUUCCACAGACCCUCCUCGAACCUAUCCUGAUCCGUUACGCGACACUACACGGAUUCAAAGUCCUCUUCAACACGGUUCUUAAUUCGUUUACGCAAGACCCCAAGACAAGUUUGAUCACGGCGACGAUCCGCGACAAGAUAUCCAACCUCGAAUACAAGAUCCGCACAAAGUAUCUCUUUGGUGCUGACGGAGCGCGAAGCCAAGUCGUGAAGCAGAUCGACCUCCCGUUGGAUCGCAAGCCCGGGCAAGGCCUUGCCAUUAACGUCCUCGUGAAAGCAGAUCUCUCCCAUCUUGUCGAUUCGCGCCGCGGUAAUCUGCACUGGGUUAUGCAGCCGGAUCGCGAACAUCCCGAAUUUGGCUGGAUGGCUAUAGUGAGGAUGGUCAAGCCUUGGGAUGAGUGGAUGUUCAUCUUACUUCCAAGUCGAGACGCCGAUGUCAGCAUGAACCCUACGAAUGAAGAAUAUCUCCAACGCGUGAAGGAGCUUAUCGGUGAUGAUACUCCUGUUGAGAUUCUCAACGUCGCAAAAUGGUACAUCAACGAGAUCGUGGCGGAGAAAUACUCCGUGGGAAGAAACAUAUUCUGUCUCGGAGAUGCAGUCCACCGUCAUCCACCCAUGAAUGGCCUCGGCUCCAACACUUGCAUACAAGACGCAUUCAACCUCGCCUGGAAGAUAGCCUAUGUGCACAAAGGCCUUGCGUCCCCUUCCCUCCUCGACACAUAUACCGUUGAACGCCAGCCUGUGGGCCGCAGCAUCAUCACCCGUGCAAACCAAGGUUUCCGAGACCACUUUCACGUUUGGGACGCCAUAGGCGCCCUACCCACAAAUGUUUCUGAGCGUCAAGCUAUCCAACGUGAGCUCGAGUCAGCCACGCCAGAAGGGCAGAAGAGAAGACGCGCCCUUCGUGAAGCUAUCGAAGGCACAGCAAAAGAGUUCCAUGGCCUCGGCGUCGAGAUGAACCAGCAUUACUCGGGUCUCGGAAUCUAUGAUGCUGAUGAGGCCCAGCCCUUCGCGUGGACCGGACGUACCGCUGAGAAUCCCGUCCUUUACCAUGAGGCUAACACUUACCCCGGAUCGCGCCUCCCUCAUGUCUGGCUCAAUAAGACCAUCCCAGAGACUCCUACAUCCACCAUAGAUCUGGCAGGUAAUGGCAAGUUUGUCAUCUUCACCGGUAUCGGCGGUGAUGCCUGGAGGGAUGCCGCGGCGAAGGUGUCGACCGAGCUCGGCGUGCCCGUCGACGUGCACUCAGUUGGGCUUCGCCAGGACUGGGAAGACUUUUACUAUGCGUGGGAGAAGGUCAGAGGCGUGGAGGAGUCUGGAGCCGUACUUGUUCGGCCGGACAGGUUCGUAGCCUGGCGGGCUCAGGAAGUCCUCCAUAGCAUGGAGGAAUGCUCCACGAAGCUGUUGGACGUGAUGAAGAGUAUAUUGGGGAAAAAAGACGACGAAGUCGCUGUCACUGGCGAGAAGACUGUUGAAGUGUAG
Messenger RNA from Scedosporium apiospermum, 1950 nucleotides. RefSeq names its product putative 2,4-dichlorophenol 6-monooxygenase. The transcript is spliced from 5 exons. The record is from RefSeq and is a predicted model, not a curated record. Bases 1 to 1950 code for a protein of 649 amino acids. NCBI's taxonomy places the organism in Eukaryota, Fungi, Ascomycota, Sordariomycetes, Microascales, Microascaceae. Gene Ontology annotation, molecular function: FAD binding.